GUUAAAAUUUUUGUCAUUGGUAAGAAUUUUUACACGUGAUGUCAAAACACAAGAAAAAAAUAAAGUAUUUGAUCUUAAAUCACGAUUGCACAUUGCAUUAGUCAAAAAAAUUUGUAACGUGUAUGGCAGAUGCUGUCAUUGUGCUUAUAGUAUCAGUCUGAUCAGCUAAGGUUUUGCGUGGCUGUAAUGAAUAUUUUACAAUCAGUUAUACGAGGGUAUAAAUAUUCAUGAAAAAAUAUGGCAUUCAUUGAUACAGAAAAUGAUCAGCCGUCCUCGAACAAGCCCCUGGACGAGCUGGAGGUGGAGGUGGCCCAGGACGGAGCGGUGGUGCGCGUCAAGGCUCUGGACCCGGCGUGGUGCGAGGACAGGACCUACCUGCCGUACGCCUACCCGCCGGGCCAAGCGGGGGACGGGGGCGUGGACCCGGGCGCGAAGCAGGACUGGCUGAGCACCAUGGGGCUGUACCUUGAGGACCUCCGCUGGCUGCUGUGCCUGCCCCAGCACAGGUUCUGGUCGAACAUGGUGUUCAAGCCGGAGUGCGUGGAGACGGUGCUGUCCUUCCUGCAGGACGCCCCUCCCUUCUACGUCUUGGAGGAGUUCCCCGGCGACCAGGACAUGCGCUUCCUGUACCAGCAGGUGUACCACCACGUGUUCCUGGUGGUGAGCAGGCUGGCCACCUGCCGGGAGUCCCAGGCGGAGUACAUGUCGCUGCAGACGCUCGGCGACCUGGUCUACGACAACUACCUGUUCACGGUGCCCAUGAUGAUGGACGUGUGCUUGCUGUACGGGCGCACGCGCAGGUCCCAGCUGCAUGGCAUCAUCGGGACCGUCUUCAGCGCGCAGCCCAACUACCAGGAGGACGUGAGGAAGUCCGUCGGCUCCGUCGCGAAGUCGAUGAGCUACGUGGAGAAGCAGUUUGCGGGCGCGGUGUCGGCGGAGCCGGUGAAGCUGUCGUCCAAGGGCCCGCGGGGGGACGUGUCCGCCCGGGAGCUGAGGGACAUGGUCCUGCACGUGCUGGACCUGGCGGCCACGCUCAGCUCCUUCCUGGACGUCUGCGCGCCCGCCCGCCGCGUCUUCCACCAGCAGAUGUUCUGCCUGAGGAUUGUGAACCUGUACGAGAACACGCUGCCCGAGAUGUACUCGCGGCUGGAGGUGCUGCUGAACAAGGAGGGGGCGGAGACCCUGUACGCGGACACCCGGCACAAGCUGGACCUGGCGAGGGUGGAGCUGCUGGCGGCCUUCAGGCACAUCCUCGCCCACCCGCUGCACUGCGCCCUCGACGCCGCGUCGAAGGGCGGCGCGGCGACCGUGAAGAGGCACGUGGACGACUACUGCUCCGUGCUGCAGGAGUGCUUGUCGGAGAAGGUGUUCAUGCGCGACUACCACUCGGCCCACCCCGUGGACGUGGACCUGCAGCUGCUGGCCAGCGUGUCGCCCGACGUAGAAGACAAGCGACAUUACCUCAUGGAGUCAGUGCUGCUGAGUUUCGACCCGCCUGAACUGAAGCCGCCUCGCCCGGCGCCCACGGCUCUUCACCUCCCCGCGCUCGCAGAGAAUUCAGAUGGCUUCUCGGCGAAGCAUCCCGCUGCCAAAGUGACAGGAGACCGGUUGGAGUCCCUCAUUGCGGAAGUCAAGGACAUCUUGCCACACUUGGGAGACGGGUUUGUGCAGCGCUGCCUGGAGCACUACGGCCACGCCAGCGAGGCCGUGGUCAACGCCGUGCUGGAGGGAGCGCUGCCCCCGUCGCUGUCGUCGCUGGACAACGCCAUGCCCAGGAUACCGCCAGACCUCCAGUUGGAGGUUGCAAACGGCGUUGUCGAGAGAAGCAACGUGUUCGACAAUGACGAGUUUGACAUAAUGACCCAAGACAAUGUGGAUACGUCCAGAAUACAUAAAGGAAAGAGGAAGAGCAAGCACAGGGACUUGAGCCAGAUGCUGAACGACAAGUCCGCGUUGUCGGAGAUCAGGGACAGGUACAUCCCUCUGGGCUACGUGGACACCGACGAGAGACUGUACGACGACGAAUACGACGACACGUACGACCAUCUGGACGUGUCCAUCGACGAGCCAGGCGGAGAACCAGACAGGCGCCCGCUCGUGGUGCCCCGCGUGCUGCGCCCCAGGGAGGAAGACAGCUCCGGGCCGGAGGACCGGGACGACGGGGACGGCGAGGAGGAGGGAGGGGCCCCGGCGGAGCGGCGGGACCAGUUCGUGGAGAACCCCGAGGCGGUGCGGGCGCGGGCCGAGCAGCAGCGCCAGGCCCGGUUCGGCCGGGGGCGGGGCAGGGGCCAGGCCGCCGCUCCGCCCCCGCGGGAUGUCGUCGGUGGGCCCAAGGGCCAGGGCCAAUCCAAGGAUGUCCUCCACAACCGCCAGAAGAAGACCACCAACAAGUCCUCGCGGUCCAACCACAACCGCAAGUCCGGGGCGCAGUGGAAGCGAUCCAAGGCCAUGGUCCCGUCGUGAGACCUGCGCGAGUGCUUGUGGGCUCGCAUCGCACCCGCCGGAGGCUGGCUGAUUACUCUUGUAAUUUGUACUGUGAUAAAAAGUGUGAAAGCAUCAUGUUCUGGUGUGUUUAUGUGUGUGUGUAUUUUGCAAGCCGAGUGUUCAGUUAAACAACAUAUUUAUUAAUUUUUGUUUUUAAUACGAACUGCCAGGAAAAGCGACCCUCUCGAAGCAACAAUUUUUUUUUUUUGGGGGGGGGGGGACUGAAAAUAAAAUUAGGAAAAGAGUUAAAAAUUGAAAGGAUGUGGGCAGAACAGGGUGCUACGUGGUGUGAUUCCCUUCACAAGAGCACCGUACCGACUGCCAGCGCACGUCAUGUACACAAGGUUGUUGGUCGUCAGAAGCACUGCGGCCACACCCUGCCAAUUGCGGUGCAACAAAAUUUUCUCUACCGAAUUUUUAAAAAAUUUUAAUGGAAUGUGUGGUGUUAUUGGAUUACGAUUUGCCUUUGGGGUUCCGAAAUCUCGGGCGCACUCGGUAAAAAAGUGCCGUGGUCGUCAUCUGCGAGCUUGUGUCAGUGGACACGCGCUAAAACUAGGUCCCUGGUGAACUGGCGUUAUUUUGUAAAUUAGCUUCGACAAAUGCAGUGCAUUGACCUUUAGUUUUUGCUGGAAGUGUGAACUUGGUUUCAGCAACAUUUAUACACCAAGAAUACAAACUUGGAACAAUAAAUAUUUUUUUGUGUUCUAAAUUACCUGUUUGGAUGUAAACUAGUACAUUUUUGUCACUCAUGCCAGAAUUUACUUUCAACAUUCACUGAAAACUUCACGACUGCUAAUUGCAGUUUUUUUUUUCUUUCACAUACCUGUAAUCUAGUGGUUUUCAUAUUUUAAUUUGAGCCACAUUAAAAAAUCCUCCAAAUAAUUGUAGGUGCGCCUUGUACAUAUUUCUGAGGAAUAUGUUACAAUAACAGACCUGCCAAUCCUCCUGAUUUUGGCAGAAGACUCGUGAUUUUUGGUGUUACCUCCUGCCUCCCAGAUUCCUUGUGAAAUUAUCCCAAUUUUGAACUGGAUGUUAAAAAAAUACAUUUCCUUUUCUGAUUGCUGGUAUUUUAUCUUGUUUCUGCGACUAACAAAUGUUCAAUACUUAUAAUAAUCAAUAGUUAAAAUAAAUCUCAUUGAACCGCUA
Molecule: messenger RNA, 3630 nt
Organism: Bacillus rossius redtenbacheri
Lineage: Eukaryota; Metazoa; Arthropoda; Insecta; Phasmatodea; Bacillidae
Product: activating signal cointegrator 1 complex subunit 2
Exons: 15
Coding region: 238-2463 (741 amino acids)
Biological process (GO): regulation of DNA-templated transcription
Molecular function (GO): ubiquitin binding
Source: RefSeq, a predicted model, not a curated record